Cuscuta campestris is the source of this 2041-nucleotide messenger RNA. The record is from the annotation of a GenBank genome assembly. NCBI's taxonomy places the organism in Eukaryota, Viridiplantae, Streptophyta, Magnoliopsida, Solanales, Convolvulaceae.
GGCCACCCACUGGAUAUCGGCCCAUCACAAGCCCCCCAACUCCUCAUUCCUCGACUGGGCCACGUUGAGGGAUGGGGAGUUUACGAGGUCCACGUGGGCAUUCAAGCACGGAACCGGGCUGUUCCUUGGGUUCCGCAUGACGUUUGGGCACGAUCUCCACAGAUAGGUAAUCAUGACCUGCUGCUUCUCCUUCCCACUAUCAGUUAAAGCCGCGUUGGACGCCAUCUUCUCCUUUUUCCUUCUCCAUCAUCAUUCGUUCGUGGUUCCGCUGUUACCCGACCCGUUUUUCUUCUGCUUCAGGUCUGUUCCCUUUUUCGCCACCAUGAUUGUUUCCGACUCCAAUUCGGCCACCCCACCGUCUAGUUCUCGCCAAGCUGAUCAAUCGGUCUCUGGCCGUGACCCAAGCCACACUCAAUUGUCUCAGCCGUCGUCGUCGGCCAUGCCCGGCCAAAAGCGGCGCCGAUUGACGAAGCAAUUUCCUUCCUCGACCCCAGUAGAUGAGGGCUCGAGGGUUAAGUUGGACGAAAACAUCAUGGCGCUGUGCCAUUGCCAGAUUACUGACCGGGGGUUCGCCGAUGCUACUGACAUGGUUGGACCCUCCAUCGAGGUCCUGAGAUCUACCAGUACCCAAACCGCCCUAGACUCUCCUUCAGGGUUCUUCACAGUUCAUCUGGCGUCUUUAAAGAAGGGGUUGCGCUUCCCUCUCCAUCCGUUGUUGAUUGAAUUCCUCAACGUGGUGGACCUCCUUUCUUGCCAAUUGGUCCCCAACUCUCACCAGUACAUCGCCGGUUAUCUGAGGUCCAGUAAACACUUCACCAGUGAUAAGAAGGGGUCAACCAAGGACUGGAAGCCCUUCUUUGUUUUUGUCUCGACGGGGCCCGAAUCUCCUUUCACAGGUUCAGGGCACCCCUCCUUCCAUCGCAUCCCAUGUCCCCCGUCUGAUGCCACCCUUUUGUCCAUCACCCGUCAACUCUGCAAUAAGGGGGCCAUGAAAAUCAAAGAGGUUGUGACCGAGGAAUCCCUCGCCGGGCUGGGGUUUGAGUUCGUCCAAGACGAGCUUCAUCACAAACCCGACCUGCUGAGGGACGUUCCCGGGGGGUAUCAGCCUAACCAGCCAAGGGACAUUCCUGAGGAAGGUCUUGAUUGUGGUCCUUUUGUUGAAUUACAAGACCUAGGAGAAGAGAUGGACAGCGAUCUCCUGCUGAGUCGCUUCACUGCAGGGAGGAAGAGGAAGAGAGAGGCAAAGGGCCAAGGCAAGUGCUCUUCCUCCCACCGAGCUGUAAUCGUGGUGGAGGACCAGGAUGAUGCGGCCCUAGAGACGGGUACAAUGGCGGUCCAUUCCCCUCUGCACUCUCUGAUGCCAGGUGGCGACCUUGCUGGGUCGUCCCAAGGUGUUGUCUCGGAGCAACCUACUUCGUCGCCCGCAGUGACCUACGAAGUGGCGACCGAGGGUUGCUCGAUGAGGCUCAGCAUUCCUCCCCCGCCUCAAAGACUAGGGGACGUGCAGCUGGAGACCUUGAUCACCCUGCCCGCGGAAGACCAGGCCCGCAUCUCAGCCGGUUCUGAGGACGAUCUUGACAACAUGGUCCUCUUGAGGCUUAACCAGGCUUCGCUGGGGAUGAUUGAGGUUGUCGGCAGGAAGCGGGGCCGCCAAGCUGCUUCGGAUGAGGCGAUGAAGGCAGCGGAAGCCAAGAAGAAGGAAUUACAGGAGGAGGUCGCUCCCCUUACGAGGGAGUUGGAGGAGAAGGAGAGCUGCUGUGCUGCUCUUGAGGCAGAGGAAGCCUCCCAAAAGGACCGCUGCGUCGCUCUUGAGGCACAUAAAGCCUCCUUGUCUUCGGAGGUGGAAUCUGUUUCUGCUCGCAAGGUCGAGUUAGAGGGGGAGAAGACUGACCUGAUCUAGUAGUUGGAGAUGGAGAGGAGCGACCAGGUCCGCCAUGCGGAGGAAGCGGUCGAGACUUUUAAGUCCUCUCCUGAUUUUACGAAGGUCGCUCUAGAGCGAAUGGACAAGCUGGCAGCCGAGUGGCUCAAAACUGAACCUGGG